AUGAAUGAACUGAAUUUAGACGACUUGAGUUUGUCAGAUUCUGACUACAGCUCUGAUGAAGCCGUUAUUGGGUCAAAUUCGUCUAAAAGUGCUUCAAACCAAGCCUUGAAAGAAAAAACCGAACUUCUGGACAAAUAUGCGUCUCAUAUUAAGGUGGAUCAGAUCAAACACAGAAUCACCAGAGAUAAAGCGGAGAGGGCUACUGUAGAGCAAGUUCUCGACCCUCGAACGCUGAGGUUCUUAUCCAAGCUAUUUAAAAACGGAACAAUCACAGAAAUCAAUGGAUGCAUAUCAACAGGCAAAGAAGCCAAUGUAUAUUACGCAUUGAAUUCAGAAACAGGAAAAGAAUAUGCUGUCAAGAUUUACAAAACUUCCAUUUUAGUGUUUAAGGACCGUGAGAGGUAUGUGGACGGUGAGUUCCGGUUUAGAAAUACUCGCAACCAAUCGAAUCCUCGGAAAAUGGUUCGCUUGUGGGCUGAAAAAGAGUUCAGAAAUUUAAAACGGUUGCACGCUGCUGGAAUUCCUUCUCCAGAACCGGUGGACCUCAAAUCGCAUGUUUUGGUGAUGGAGUAUUUUAGCAAAGGAGAUGGGUGGCCAUCUCCAAAACUGAAAGACUACGAAUUUCAAGAUGAUGAAGAAGUAGCCCGUUUUUACAUUCGACUACUCAUUUACAUGAGAUGGCUUUAUCAGAAAUGUCGGCUGGUGCACGCAGACUUGAGUGAGUACAAUACUAUUGUGCAUAAGGGCGAAGUGUACAUAUUUGAUGUUUCACAGUCUGUGGAGCCAGAUCAUCAAAUGUCGAUGGAUUUCUUGCGAAUGGAUAUCAAAAACGUAAAUGAUUUUUUCUCCAGGACGAAAAACAUCAAUGUUUUCCCUGAAAGGAUGAUAUUCAGGUUUGUGAUUGACUCGUGGUCAAACCUGAUGACUGAGCUGAUCCCUGAAAAGAACGAGCGGCGAUUGGCAUUGGAUGACCCUGAGAACUUGGACUUGCUCGAAAAAUACCUGGCCACAUUACCUCACAAGACUGAAGACGAUCAGGAAGACAUUAUUUUCAGAUCUUUGCAUUUGGUGACCUCGCUGAACCAUUUGGAAGAGCGCGAUUUCGAUAAGUUCAAGAGCGGUCAGGUGGACACCUUGAGAGAUUUAGUAAAGGACUCUUCAGAAGAGGAAGAUGAUGACGAUGAUGAGCAAACCGAGCAGAGUGAAGACGAAGAAGGUGAGCAGGAGGAAAGCGAAGACGAAGAAGGAACGCCAAAAGGAAAGAAGUACGAAGACAAGGAAGCCAAAAAGGAAAGAAAGAAAGCUGCUAAAGAAGCUGCUAGAGAAAAACGCAAAACCAAAAUGAAAAAGCAUGUUAAAAAGAAGCUCACUAAAAAAGGUCAUAAGUAG
Ogataea haglerorum is the source of this 1389-nucleotide messenger RNA. RefSeq lists its product as uncharacterized. The coding region runs from base 1 to 1389 and encodes 462 amino acids. The transcript has a single exon. The record is from RefSeq and is a predicted model, not a curated record. Gene Ontology annotation, molecular function: ATP binding; protein serine/threonine kinase activity. Gene Ontology annotation, cellular component: preribosome, small subunit precursor; cytosol. Gene Ontology annotation, biological process: maturation of SSU-rRNA; protein phosphorylation. Lineage: Eukaryota; Fungi; Ascomycota; Pichiomycetes; Pichiales; Pichiaceae.